ACUGACAAGAGUGAAAUGGAGGGCUCUUUGAAAAGGAAACCCUGGAAGACUUGUACAUGUAGCAGCUUUCACAGUUCGCAUCACAGGUGCCCUCGCCCCUCAUCCUCCGACCACCGCCGUCCCGCGACCCCGCCGCCGUACCGAGAGAGAGAUAGAAAGAUGAGUGGAGCAUUUUGGGGAACGCGGGUUAUGGAGAUUGUGAAGAAGCACGAUUCUGGAGGUCUCGUUUGGAAGAGAAUCAAGCUCACUACCACCCGCAAAGCCAAUGCUAAGAAGCGUCUCCUCCGCGUUUGGCAGAAUGAAGCUGUCUUGAAGGCAACUUCUCAAUCACCUCCUUCAAUGAGUUCUUCUUUCAGUGCCGACGAAGCUAUCGACAAUGCUACAAAGAGUAAUUAAGUUGAAAGGCAUGUUUUUUUUCUCCAUGAUAUUAGGCCCAUCUGAUAUUUGUUUUGAUUGUAUUUUGGGUUCUCAUUUCUCUGUUGUAGACUGUUGUCAAAUGAGUAACCUGUUUUUGGGUGCAUGAUCUGCAUACAUGAUGCAAGCUUGACUAUUAUAUAAUAACUAGUCAUUGUAGUUAGUUAGGAGGUUUUGAAUCAGUUAUCCAAUUAUUAGUUAGUUGCUCAA
This is a messenger RNA of Lotus japonicus, 624 nucleotides long. RefSeq lists its product as uncharacterized. The transcript is spliced from 4 exons. The record is from RefSeq and is a predicted model, not a curated record. NCBI's taxonomy places the organism in Eukaryota, Viridiplantae, Streptophyta, Magnoliopsida, Fabales, Fabaceae. Bases 16 to 396 code for a protein of 126 amino acids.